Molecule: messenger RNA, 819 nt
Organism: Rotaria sp. Silwood2
Lineage: Eukaryota; Metazoa; Rotifera; Eurotatoria; Philodinida; Philodinidae
Source: the annotation of a GenBank genome assembly
AUGUUCUCAAAUUUGGUAAACAAAGCAUCAAAAUUUGCUAUGGAAGGAGUUAAAAAUCUCGUUGUAAAACAAUAUAAAUUACCAGUAACAAAAAUCGUUGAUAAUUUAAUGGAAUAUCGUUCAUCACCUGAAACUGAUGAUUAUCGAUAUUUUGAUCCUAAACUUCUUCGAUCAACCGAUAGUAUGAAUGUUGCUCGUAAUCGACAAGGAUUUAAUGAUGUUAUUGUUUUUAUGAUUGGUGGUGGUAAUUAUAUUGAAUAUCAAAAUCUACAAGAUUAUGCUAAAACUCGAUCAACAAUAGCAACAAAACAUAUUGUUUAUGGAUGUACUGAACUUGUUAAUGCUUCACAAUUUCUUGAACACUCAAAGAAUUUUAGUGAAGAAGAAAUUGACAAUUUUCGUCAAUGUUUUCAAUUAUUUGCUCCACAAGGUUAUGUAGAUACACCUGAUAAAUUAUGUUUUAUUAUGCGAUCAUUAAGCAUGGCACCAACAAUUGUAGAACUUAAACGAUACUUUACUAAAUAUAAAAAAGAGGCUGAUGUUGUUGAAUUUGAUGAUUUUCUUAAAAUAAUUUUGGAGCAUCGAUCAACAGAAAAUUGUUCGAAUGAAAUAAUGGCUGCUUUUCAACUUUAUGAUACACAACGACAUGGUUAUAUUGAUGCUAAACAAUUAAGAUAUAUCUUAACUCAUAUAGGAGAAAAAUUAACAGAUAGAGAUGUCGAUCUUAUUUUACGUGAAUUAAAUGUUGCUUCUGAUGGUCGUGUUUUUUAUAAUAAUCUUGUUCAUAUGCUGACUCAACCAUUAGCUUCACAUCGUUAG